CAUGUUUGAACGGUUCGGUUCCUUUUACAAUUUACAAGUUUGCAACUCGUAAAACAACCACCUUUUAAUUUCACGUUCACCGUCGAUCACCACGAAUCUCCCCCACAAACCUCCCGCUACUAAUUAAAUAAACAACUUAUACGAGUAUUACUUUGACUAUACACACAUACAGAAAAUAAAAUUAAAAGGGAAGAAAAAAAAAUGCAUAAAACAGCGCAAUCGUGGUUCAGCGGAGGUCCAAGCAGCCAAACAAACAGCGAUCUAUCGAAACAAACACCAUCAGUUUUAGCUGAUUGGAACGCUUAUGCUGCUUCUUCACAGUCUGAUCAGGAUCUAGAUUCUUCCGCUCUCGGUUUCGAUAUCGAAUCCGCUGUUCGAACUGCUAAUGAUAAGGUUUCCGGCACUUUCAAUGUAGUUUCACAGGGUGUGAGGGGCAUACCCGGGAAUUUACAGUCUGCCACGAGCAAUGUACCAAGCGGACAAUCUUUUGUGACUUUUGGUGCACUUCUUGCUGUUGGGGUGUUCCUUGUCUUCAUUGCGAUCACUGUGUUUCUACCAGUUAUGGUACUUGUGCCUCAGAAGUUUGCUAUAUGUUUCACUAUUGGCUGUGCCCUCAUAAUCGCUUCAUUUUUUGCUCUUAAAGGAUAUAGAACUCAGUUUGCUCAUAUGACAUCUAAAGAGAGACUCCCUAUUACUUUGGGAUUUAUUGGCAGCAUGGUCGGUACCAUUUAUGUAUCAAUGGUGCUUCACAGCUAUGUUCUGUCCGUGUUCUUCUCUAUAUUACAGGUCAUCUCACUGUCAUACUAUGCAAUUUCCUACUUUCCUGGAGGGUCUGCUGGUGUUAAAAUCUUCACUUCUGCCAUCACGUCUUCAAUUCUGAGAUGCUUUGGGAGGUGAUCUUGGUUAUUAGAUGUCUAACUUCUACUCCGGUCAGAUCUUACCCCAUAUCCUUUAAACGCCUCUACUAGACAUUUGAUAUUAUAUGAUAUUUUCAUUCUUUUGUGAAUUUUAUUUUUCUGUACCUUUUUCGGCGCACAGAAUAGAUGUUAACAUUGGGGCAACUGUAGAGAUACUUUCAUAGUCUUGGACUGAUACCUCGUUUCAGAAUGAUUAUUUUAUGUAUCACCUCGUCAUUUCCAGACAUGGACACAACA
Molecule: messenger RNA, 1154 nt
Organism: Erigeron canadensis
Lineage: Eukaryota; Viridiplantae; Streptophyta; Magnoliopsida; Asterales; Asteraceae
Product: protein transport protein SFT2-like
Exons: 4
Coding region: 202-897 (231 amino acids)
Biological process (GO): vesicle-mediated transport
Cellular component (GO): membrane
Source: RefSeq, a predicted model, not a curated record